Plodia interpunctella (Indianmeal moth) is the source of this 2545-nucleotide messenger RNA. Its product is annotated as sodium-independent sulfate anion transporter-like. The coding region runs from base 301 to 2277 and encodes 658 amino acids. The record is from RefSeq and is a predicted model, not a curated record. NCBI's taxonomy places the organism in Eukaryota, Metazoa, Arthropoda, Insecta, Lepidoptera, Pyralidae. Gene Ontology annotation, molecular function: sulfate transmembrane transporter activity. Gene Ontology annotation, biological process: transmembrane transport. Gene Ontology annotation, cellular component: plasma membrane. The transcript is spliced from 12 exons.
UUAUGGCAAAGGUAGUAUGCGGUAAGCCGCUGUCGCAUGCACAAGUUAAAAAAGUUUGUUGAGCAUGCGCGGCAACUGUCAAAAAAAGGCGGGAGCGGCGAAAUCUGCCAGAUUGAAAAUUUUAUACACAAUUUAAAAAUAAUGAACAUGUGAUUCAAUUAGAAUUACUAUUGCAUACUACAAUCUAUAUUUUUAUUUGUUCUGAAGUGAUAAUUGUGCCGUGUUAUUUUAUCUACCUGUGAUGCUUAGUGUGUAACGAAGUGCAAUAAACUGACCCAAAAUUAAUUGGAAAUUUUAAGAAUGAAAUUACCGUUUGACCCACGUCAACUAGUCGGAAAAUUGUUCCCGAUAGUGCAAUGGUCGAGAGGCUACAACGCGUCCACAGGACUAGGGGAUCUCAUAGCAGGCGUCACUGUUGCACUAACCCUCAUACCGCAAUCGAUUGCCUAUGCAUCGCUCGCUGGAUUUGAGCCACAGUAUGGCCUCUACGCAUCACUUUUGGGCGGGUUCGUCUAUGCCAUAAUGGGGACAUGCCCUCAGAUCAACAUUGGGCCCACUGCGCUCCUGUCUCUCCUCACGUUCACCUACACAAAUGGGACCAACUCGGACUUUGCCAUUUUACUCUGUUUCAUUGCUGGCAUCGUCCAGCUCAUCGCUGGUGUAUCACAACUAGGAUUUUUAGUGGAAUUCGUGUCGUUGCCAGUAGUGUCAGGCUUCACGUCAGCAGCCUCGAUCACGAUAGCCUCUUCACAGAUCAAGGGUCUACUUGGACUAAGGUUCAGUGCAGAAACCUUCAUCUCCACUUGGAAAGGAGUGUACCAGCACAUUGGCGAGACCAGAUUCCCUGAUACUCUGUUGAGCUUGGCUUGUUGCAUUGUAUUGAUGGGCAUGAAGGCGUUAAAAGACGUUCGGUUGAAAGACUCCCGAGACGAGAAGAAUCGUCGCAGCGUCGUACUACAGAAAUUGUUCUGGUUCGCGGGUGUCGCUAGGAACGCUGUGGUGGUAGUCGUCGCUUCAACUCUGGCCUUCUUCGUCCACCAGGAUAAGGAUGAGCCGUUCAUAUUGACUGGCAACAUAACUCCAGGGCUGCCCAAACCAACGCCGCCUCCGUUCUCGACGUCCAUAGGGAACUCCACCUACAGUGCGGGAGACAUGUUCUCCCAUCUUGGCACCGGCACAUUAGUUGUGCCCGUAGUGGGCAUCAUAUCCAACGUUGCGAUAGCUAAAGCUUUUGCCCGAGGCCGAACCCUGGACGCGACGCAGGAGAUCAUAGCCCUAGGGGUGUGCAACGUGGCCAGCUCGUGCUUCCGCUCGUUCCCGGUCAACGGGUCGUUCACCCGCAGCGCCGUCAGCGACGCCUCGGGCGUGCGCUCGCCCGCCGCCGGCCUCUACACCAGUAUUAUAGUACUACUGACCCUAGCCCUCCUCACCCCCUACUUCUACUUUAUCCCGCGCGCCGCUCUGGCCGCCGUCAUCGUGUGCGCUGUCCUGCACAUGGUGGAUCUGGACAUUGUGAAACGGCUUUGGGCCACGAGCAGAUUGGAUAUAAUCCCUCUGGUUGGCACGUUCCUGUGCUGCCUGGGGCUGGGGAUAGAAAUAGGGCUGAUUUGCGGAGUGGGGGUGGAUGUACUUCUGCUCUUGUAUUACCACUCUCGUCCACCCUUGGAUGUCCAAUACAUUGAUGACCCUCAAUGUCCACACUACGCGAUCCGGCCUGUAGGAGGCUUACACUUUGCCGGAGCGGAAAGAGUGCGGUCCAAACUUAGUGAUCUUAAGAGAACUAAAUUUAUUGCGGCUAUGCCUUUAGAAACGCUCACUAUCAUCCCAGAUAAUGAUUUAAGACGAUCAGACACCACAGAUGGAAUCGACAACAAUAGUACUCCGGAGACGAAUAGUAUUAUCCCAGCUCCAGUUGAUACAAUUAUAGUACCAAGUACAGUCGUGGGCAACGGUGUUGCAAAUUUAAAUAAUGCAGCGAUUACCAGCAAUAGGAAUAGAGGUUCCGAAAGCGUGGUGCGAUCGGCCAGCGUUCUCGUGAUAUAUUGCGACGCGUUGUAUAGAAUGGAUUACACUUUUUUGCAGAGUCUAAAAAUGCUAGUGACUGAAUGGUCUCGAAGUGGCCUCAUAGUGUGGUGCGACGCGCGACCUCUGGUCAGGGACCAGUUGAAUGCAGUUUUGCAAGAAUCAUUGUACUGUGAUACACAUCAGUUGAGGACAGUGCUUUCCGGUAUAAAUAUAGCCGAGCGAGCGGCAGUUACCAGUGAUACACAAUUGUAGGCAUAAGUUUAAUGUGUGUUGUGAUAAUUUGUGAUUAGUCAGAUUAGAAUCGUAUGAAUGGGUUGUUCUUUUGAUCUGUCAUUAUAUCUCGAAUUUUUUACUCACUCUGUCAAAAUUGUUAUUUCAUGGUUGAAGCCAAUUUCCGGUUCCUUAGAUAAUUAAUUUUAUUAUAUUCUGUGUUAUUCUUUACUUACAAAAAAUAAUUAGUUACCCAUGUGAUGCCAGUGAGUUUGGCAGUAUUUUUAUUGAUACAAUGAUGAAAUAUUUA